AUAGCAACUUCGUGCUGGGCAACGCUCAAGUACCCACCCUCUACCCCAUUGUCUACUGCUCGGAUGGAUUCUGCGAGCUCACCGGCUUCACCAGGGCGCAGAUUAUGCAGAAGGGAUGUGCCUGCAAAUUCCUGUACGGACCGGAAACCAAAGAGGAGCACAAAGCGCAGAUAGAUAAAGCCCUGGAGUCGAAGAAUGAGCUUAAAUUGGAAGUUAUUUUCUACAAAAAGAACGGAACCCCAUUCUGGUGUUUAUUGGACAUCGUGCCUAUCAAAAAUGAGAAACGGGAAGUGGUGCUGUACCUCGCCUCACACAAGGACAUUACCAACACGAAGAUGGCGGAGAUGUCGGAAUGCGAGUUGUAUGACAGUGCGGCCGUUCUUGGAGCUCGAUUCCGCGGUGCUGACUCUUGCCUCCUUGCAGACGCCAACGGCAACUUGGAUCCGGAGGCGCCGCCCGCCAACUACGGGCGCCGCAGGUCCAGGGCCGUCCUCUACCAGCUCUCCGGCCACUACAAGCCGGACAAGAUGAAGACCAAGCUCAAACUUAAUAAUAAUUUAUUGAGUUCGACGGCCGCCCCAUUGCCAGAGUACAAGACUGCAUCGGUCAAGAAGAGUAGGUUCAUCAUAUCACAUUACGGCAUGUUCAAAAGUGCCUGGGACUGGCUUAUACUAAUAGCUACGUUUUAUGUAGCAGUGGUUGUGCCGUAUAAUGCUAGUUUCGAAACCGAGAGACCUUCUGUGGUGUUAGAUGUGUUUGUUGAAGCGUUAUUUUUUAUAGAUAUAAUAUUAAAUUUUCGUACGACAUACGUGAACCGGAAGGGAGAGGUCGUAUCCGAGUGGAGAGCGAUCUCUAUCAACUACUUGAGAACUUGGUUCAUAGUGGACUUGCUCGCCGCAUUGCCGUUUGAUUUGCUGUAUGCUUUGUACGGGGCGCAGGGUUCCGGUACGCUGCCAAGCUCCCACACCCACCUUAUAAAACUGACAAGACUGUUAAGGCUGGCGAGGCUCCUCCAAAAAAUGGACAGAUAUUCUCAAUACAGCGCCAUGAUCCUGACCCUCCUCAUGCUGUGCUUCACCCUCGUGGCCCAUUGGUUGGCCUGCAUUUGGUACGUUAUAGCCGAGAAAGAGAUGGACACGGACUUGGGGUGGAUCCACACGUUAGCGGACAGACUACAUCUCCAGCACGUUUCCAAUGUUACCAACUUGGACGCCUACGUCACAGCGCUGUACUUCACUUGUUCCAGUUUGACAAGCGUUGGUUUCGGAAACGUCAGUGCCAACACCACCAAUGAAAAGAUCUUCAGUAUAUGCGUCAUGCUUAUAGGAGCCCUGAUGCACGCCGUGGUAUUCGGUAACGUAACGGCGAUUAUCCAGAGGAUGUAUUCGAGGAGAUCGUUGUACCACUCCAAGUGGAGAGACCUGAAGGACUUUCUAACUCUCCAUCAAAUUCCGAAGGAACUCAAGCAGAGGAUGCAGGAUUACUUCCAGACCACGUGGUCGCUCAAUCACGGCAUCGACAUCCACGAGACGUUAAAGGAGUUCCCCGAGGAACUGAGAGGCGACGUGUCAAUGCACCUACACCGUGAAAUAUUACAGUUGCCCAUUUUCGAGGCAGCGUCGCAGGGAUGCUUAAAACUGCUAUCUCUACACAUAAGGACGAACUUUUGCGCUCCCGGCGAGUACCUGAUCCACAAGGGAGACGCCUUGAGCUACGUGUACUACAUAUGUAACGGAUCAAUGGAAGUUGUGCAGAACAAUAUGGUCGUGGCCAUCUUAGGCAAGGGCGACCUGGUGGGCAGCGACAUCAACAUGCACCUCCAACUCCAGCACUCCUCGAACGGCCCGGGGUCGGAGGGCAACCGGGGCGGCGGCCAGCCGGACAUCGUGGUCAAGUCCAGCAGCGACGUGCGCGCCUUGACUUACUGCGACCUCAAGUGCAUCCACAUGCAGGGCCUGGUGGACGUGCUCAGGUUGUAUCCGGAGUACCAGCAGCAGUUCGCCAACGACAUCCAGCACGAUCUCACUUUCAACGUCAGGGAAGGCUAUGAAGCGGAGGCAGAGUCUGACGGCAACGGCAUACCGUCACUGACGCUACCCAGCAUCAGCGAGGACGACGAAAAUGCCCACGAGGAAGGAGAAACGUCACCCUUAUCGCCCAACAGAUCACCCAUUCAUGCAGUGUCGAACAGCCCCAGGCACGCUAAAUUAAACAUGAGGUUGCAGGAAUUUCAGGAGACUAUCACAAGGCGGCCUAGGAUGGGUGGGAUAGCAACCAAUCAUUUAGCUAUGCUGAGGGAACGAGUGGAAAGGCAAAGAAGCGUUGUCGUUUCCCAGCCUUCGAAGAGUAAUUCGUUGGAAGAAUUGAACUGUGAACUGAAAAAUGACGUAGAAAAUACUAGAAAUAGCGUCGAUAGGCUCGACAACCAAAUCACGACGCUGCAUCAGGAUGUAGCCACUCUCAGUAUGGAGGUCCGGAACGCGAUCCAGGCCCUCCAGGAAAUGACGACGCCGACCUCUUGCGGCGGCUCCGUCAACUAUUCGGCGCACUCGAACCCCAACAUAGCCCACCUCCGCCACAGCACCUCCGGAAACGGCAUGCUAGCCCGGAGCAGCUCCCACCCCCCGGAAAUGUUCUGCUGGGAGCAGCCCCCUUCGUCGUCAUUCCCUGUCCUGACCAGUUACGCCGAUACGGAGACCCAGACCGAAACGGCCGACUGUAUCCGCCAAUACAUAGUACAAAACCCCAGGAAGGUACUCGAGAUCUUAGGAUUAGACCCAGACAAGAUGUUGAAUAAGGUCAACAUAAAGAAAAGCCAUAGCAUUCCCGACUAUACCGGCCGAGGUAACGGCGUGGUCAACCUCACCAACAGUCCGAACUUCAACAGCUUCCUGAACUACCAAGGUGAGGACUGUUACGUAGACGUGGGUGUCGAAGACGCCGAGGAUACUAGAGGGGAAGACUGUCCGUUCCUCUGGACGGGCGACGAGAGAAGGGUGCAAAUUUUCGAGUCCAUCAACACGAGUAAACCUCAGAAUUCGUUGCUCAAGUUUAGGCGAAAACUAGAUUAG
Messenger RNA from Anoplophora glabripennis (Asian longhorned beetle), 3071 nucleotides. RefSeq names its product potassium voltage-gated channel subfamily H member 8 (gene Elk). Gene Ontology annotation, molecular function: voltage-gated potassium channel activity. Gene Ontology annotation, cellular component: membrane. The annotation marks the transcript as partial. The transcript is spliced from 13 exons. NCBI's taxonomy places the organism in Eukaryota, Metazoa, Arthropoda, Insecta, Coleoptera, Cerambycidae. The record is from RefSeq and is a predicted model, not a curated record. Gene Ontology annotation, biological process: regulation of membrane potential; potassium ion transmembrane transport.